CAGUGUCAAUCAUCUUCUUCUUCGUCAGCCUCCCUUCCACCGCCAUAUUGGGCAACUAAAAAAGGAGGGGGGCUCGUGCUUUUGGGGUGUUUUUCCCCCCUCAUCCCUUGUCCCGACUCACUCGCGGCUCCGAGACUCGCGCGGCGGCAAGAGAGGCGAGGCGGUGGUCCACACCCGCCCGGGGAGGAAGAUGUCAAACGUAAGAGUGUCUAACGGGAGCCCGAGCCUGGAGCGGAUGGACGCCAGACAAGCGGAGCACCCCAAGCCUUCCGCCUGCAGAAACCUCUUCGGCCCGGUCAAUCAUGAAGAACUAACCCGGGACUUGGAGAAGCACUGCCGGGAUAUGGAAGAAGCGAGUCAGCGCAAGUGGAAUUUCGACUUUCAGAAUCAUAAGCCCCUGGAGGGCAGAUACGAGUGGCAGGAGGUGGAGAGGGGCAGCUUGCCCGAGUUCUACUACAGGCCCCCGCGCCCCCCCAAGAGCGCCUGCAAGGUGCUGGCGCAGGAGAGCCAGGAUGUCAGCGGGAGCCGCCAGGCGGUGCCUUUAAUUGGGUCUCAGGCAAACUCUGAGGACCGGCAUUUGGUGGACCAAAUGCCUGACUCGUCAGACAAUCCGGCUGGGUUAGCGGAGCAGUGUCCAGGGAUGAGGAAGCGACCUGCUGCAGAAGAUUCUUCUUCGCAAAACAAAAGGGCCAACAGAACAGAAGAAAAUGUUUCAGACGGUUCCCCGAACGCUGGCACUGUGGAGCAGACGCCCAAGAAGCCAGGCCUUCGACGCCAGACGUAAACAGCUCGGAAUUAAGAAUAUUUCCUUGUUUAUUAGAUACAUCACUGCUUUAUGAAGCAAGGAAGAUAUACAUGAAAAAAUUUAAAUACAUAUCGCUGACUCCAUUGAAUGGACAUCCUGUAUAAGCACUGAGAAAGCAAAAACAAUAACACUAAAAAUUUUAGGCACUCUUAAACCAUCUGCCUCUAAAAGCAUUGGAUGUAGCAUUGCGCAAUUAGGUUGUUCCUUAUUUGCUUCAUUGUACUACCUGUGUAUAUAGUUUUUAUCUUUUACUCUGUAGCACAUAAACAUUAGGGAUGGGAGGGCAGGGUGGGGCUGAGG
Messenger RNA from Mus caroli (Ryukyu mouse), 1105 nucleotides. It is a transcript of the gene Cdkn1b, whose product is annotated as cyclin dependent kinase inhibitor 1B. Lineage: Eukaryota; Metazoa; Chordata; Mammalia; Rodentia; Muridae. Gene Ontology annotation, cellular component: cytoplasm; nucleus. Gene Ontology annotation, molecular function: cyclin-dependent protein serine/threonine kinase inhibitor activity; protein-folding chaperone binding. Gene Ontology annotation, biological process: negative regulation of cyclin-dependent protein serine/threonine kinase activity; negative regulation of cell population proliferation; G1/S transition of mitotic cell cycle. The record is from RefSeq and is a predicted model, not a curated record.